GCCUUUCCCUCCAGCGUGUCCCCCCACCCGCCUCCCGCCGGCCCUCCCACUCGGCUCUCCGGGCCCCUGACAUCACGCCCCGGGAGGCGGGAUCCGGGAAGGAGGGGGCGCGGGGAGGAGGCUCCGCGCCACCGCGAGGGAGGAGGGAGGGCGCGCAGUCCCAGCCCAGAGCUUCAAAACAGCCCGGCGGCCUCGCCUCGCGCCCCAGCCCGUCUGUCUGUCAGCCGCCUGCGCCCGCAUCUGUCUCCCUCUGGGCUUUUAACGCAACCCCUCUCCCCACCGUGCCUCGUGAAAAUGUUGGUGCUCCUGGCUUUCAUCAUCGUCUUCCACAUCACCUCUGCGGCAUUGCUCUUCAUCGCCACCAUUGACAAUGCCUGGUGGGUAGGAGAAGACUUUUUUGCAGAUGUCUGGAGAGUCUGCGUCAACAACACAAAUUGUACAGAAAUCGAUGCCGACUAUAACGAUUAUUCCACGGUGCAGGCGGUCCAGGCCACCAUGAUCCUGUCCACCAUCCUGUGCUGCAUUGCCUUCCUCAUCUUCAUCCUCCAACUCUUCCGCCUCAAGCAGGGAGAGAGGUUCGUGUUAACCUCCAUCAUCCAGCUCUUGUCAUGCCUGUGCGUCAUGGUAGCAGCGUCCAUUUAUACAGACCGGCGCGAAGACCUCCAUAAGAACAACGCGCAACUGUAUUCGCUGAUCAUGGAUGGCAGAUACGGCUACUCCUUCAUCCUGGCCUGGGUGGCCUUUGCCUUCACCUUCAUCAGCGGCCUCAUGUACCUGAUAUUGAGGAAGCGCAAAUAAGACACCCAGAGCCAGGUGGCAUUUGCUGCAGUAUAGAAUCCACAUUCAGAUAACCGUUUUGUAUAUAAUCAAUUGUGUGUGUGUGUGUGGUUUUUCUAGCAAACAUAUCAUUUCCUUUAAAAGCCAAAAAAAAAAAAAAAGAGAGAGAGAGAGGAGUUUUUGCAUUCUUGAGACCAGAGAGAGAGAGAGAGAGAGAGAGAGAUGAUGCAGGCUGGGACCCAGACCUCCUGCCCAAAGUCUUGACAAGACAAAGCCAAAAAUCCAGCCAUGCUCAAAUCCAAAAAUGUUCAGAUGUUUCUAGACUGAGGCGAUGUGCUGUGAUGUGAUGUGACGAGACACCAAGGACACAGGUCUCAGGGGACAUCCUCCCCCAGGUUGGCGGCUUGCCUAGCCUCCGCUUACCUCAGCCCCCGUCCCCCCCAUUCUCUCUGUGUUAGGGUUGGAGGUAGGGUGAGGGGGGUCUGGGUGAGGCAUCAAGCCUCAAGGCUCCUCAGAUGUUUAGCCAAGUUCCGUGGGAGAGACAGGUGUGUAGCCCCUGCUGCUCUGUAUCCAGGCCAGAGCGCCAGCCCCCUGUGCCGGGCUGGGUCCAGAGAGCGCCUCGCACCUUUGCUGACAGUGUUACGUGCUUGCCUUAGGGAAGGUGAAGUUAAAGGGGGUUUGGACCGAGGCUCCCCCCUAAGGCAAAGAGUCUCAGCAUGUGAUCCCUGGCAACCGAGCAAGGUGCAGACUGCCCCUCCCUGGACCUAUGGAAUCCGCGUCUUCAGGGGCGGGGCCCGGGAACCUGCAUUUCUAACAAGCUCCUUGGUUGAAGCUGAGGACCACAGCCCCGGGGCCGGGGGAGCAGAGCUGCCUCGUAAAUGGUAAAGAUCUUGUCAUGGCGAGGUUCUGGCGGCCAUCGGCCUCCAUCCACUCUCGUCUCUUCCACAGCGGCUCACGCGGGGGCCAGCGACCCAUCUGCACCCCAGGGCCACGCAGCAGGCAGCCAGACGGCCUAAGGGUGCCUCCUCCUCCCGUAAGUGGGAGGGCCUGUCCCUUCCUCCUGCCCUGCCUUCUAAGGCCAGCUGGCCUCCACUCACCCCCAUUUCUAGAGCCUUAGCAGGUCCACCCACCAUUCGCUCAUUCAUCAGCAUAAAACCAUGGACCGCUUGGUGUGCGCCAGGCCCAGGGCACACCAAGUGGGGAUGGUCUCCUUGGGGACUCACCGUCCAAUGGAAGAGGCAGAUUAAAAACCGCUUAGGAAGACGAAUCACAAAAUAUGAUGAAGGCCGCAGAGAAUGCAACCUAGGGUUCAAGAGAUGCGCAUGGGUGGGAAGGAGCCUGCUUCAGACCUGCCUAUUUUCAAACGCUCCUGGAGGCGCUUAGAUCUGCCGAAAUAUGUCUCCAGUCAGCCGCAGAGCGCCUUGAUGGGGCGGUGGUGUCUGCUUACACCCCAGGAACACGUCUGUGGAGGGUCCCGGGGUCCCAUCUGCAAAUGCAGCCAAGAGAGGCUUCCAGAUUGCCGUGGCCCUAGAACCUCACAUGCACGGUGCCACCUAGGGAGGGUCCCAGUGACGAGCGCCCCAGGGGCUUCCCAGGAAUAGGGCCGUGGGGCGUUUGUCUUUGGGGUGAGAGCACUGAGUGCGUGGCAGGUGACCCCCGGAAGUGCCUCUGGAAGGAGUUCUCCGCCCCUCACUGGCUGUAGCCUCUGCUUGGGGCGGCUGCCAGGGACGUGUGCCUGGGGCCUGUGUGGGACCCAUCUGCCUCGUCUCCGUGCUGGCACUUUGAACUUCUGCUAAGUGGAGUGAUGUUUUGCCCUAGCCCGGUUCCCGUGGAGCUGGGAAGAUGUCCGGGAGUGGUUUUAGGGUCACCCGGAUGCCAGUGCAGGAUUGGGUUUUCUCUCCACCUGCUUGCUCGUUCAUUCGUUCAUUUUUAGCCGUGCAUUAAAUGUUUACUAUGUGCCAGGCACUGUGUGAGGCUCUCAAAACACAGGGCGAGCAAAUUCAGACAUCUUCUUUGAGAUAGGAACUCUUCAUGGAAAGGCCACCAGUGCAACAACAAAGGGACAGACACAGGACAAGGUAAUUGUCACCUCUUGUCUCCAUGGAAAACCCGUUGUGAGUUUUCCCAUUGUGGGUCACACCUCCUGGGUUUGCAAGAUGCUACCUGAGCCGCAAGGAGGAAGGUGGGGGUGUGUGUGUGUGUGUGUCUGUGUGUCCCAGGGCUUUCUACCCAGGUGGCUUUCUAGAAUUUUCUAGCAACCACAGUGUAAACAAACAAAAGUCUUAGAGCCCCACAUCUGGAAAACCUACUCCCAGGCACAGUGUGAAUUUCCUUCCUCAAAACUUGAGGGCUACCUGCGUAUCUGAAGCGACCCCGUGGAUUUUCCCGGCUGGUCACCACUGCUGUGGAGCACAUUCAGAGCCCGCGUCCAUCUGGGACGCCCAGGUUCUGUGAAAGAGAAAUGCUUCCUCUGGCCGCGGUGUGGUGAGUGUCGGGAAAGAGAAAGAGGUGAGAGCAUGAGGAAGAAAACGUCCAACCUUCUUACCUGUAGACAGAACCAGCCCUCACUUGGUGCUUAUUCUCAGCUAUUCAAGGACAACCCCAACGGAGAAAAUUAGCCGAGACAUCCAAGAAGCAACUAUUAGGACCAAACAUAUGACAACUGUAUUUGAAGGAACUGUAGUUUGCGCAUUUUAGAACAUUUUUAUAAAGUACUGUAAUUCUUUCGUGGAGGGGCUAUGGAUGGAGACAGACUAACUUGUUUUGUUAUUUGCAUUAAAAUUCCUUUGGGUCUCUGUU
This is a messenger RNA of Hyaena hyaena (striped hyena), 3576 nucleotides long. RefSeq names its product epithelial membrane protein 2 (gene EMP2). Gene Ontology annotation, cellular component: plasma membrane. Lineage: Eukaryota; Metazoa; Chordata; Mammalia; Carnivora; Hyaenidae. The record is from RefSeq and is a predicted model, not a curated record. The transcript has 5 exons. Bases 295 to 798 code for a protein of 167 amino acids.